Molecule: messenger RNA, 713 nt
Organism: Caenorhabditis sp. 36 PRJEB53466
Lineage: Eukaryota; Metazoa; Nematoda; Chromadorea; Rhabditida; Rhabditidae
Source: the annotation of a GenBank genome assembly
AUGGAGCCACAGGAGGAAACGAUCUAUUCGAGCUCUGCGUGUGAGCACGAAAUGAUUCCGCUUCAAGAUCAUUCGAGUCCGAGAGGAAUCGGAAACGGAACAGGAGUCGGCUCGAGCGUUCCGAUGGCAUUGGCCAUGAACGGAAUGAAUGGAAUCGUGAAGACAAGACGCAAGUUAAUGAUUGAAGACCCGGACAUUUCUAACGCCCUCUACAUCAUUGUGUGUCAAUUCCCAGUGAGUCCUUACCUGAUCCUCCAAAACCCUCACAAGUUCAGAACUGCCGCCGCCUAUACAAUUGGCGUGUCAAGUUCGGAAAACUGCGCCUCCUGGACCACGCGCUGACCCAUUCCACCACAAGAAUCUCGUGCAAGAUCUGCGGAUACAACGCGCUGAACGUCCGCCGAAUGCGUUCGCAUUACGCGAGAGAACAUCCGACCGAACGCGCUCACGGAUACGGAAUAAAGAUGUUGAUCAGAGGAGAUCCGAACGGCGAGAAUGACGGAAUUCAGAUGGACGAAAACGAACUGAAGGAGUUGUGGGAAACGUGCUACCGUCCGUGGAUCAAUCUUGUCGGAGAGGCGAGCGGCGUACGGGAGGGCGAACAGCCCAGAAGAGCUCCGCAGAAGAAGCGGGUCGCCAAAGAGGCACCGGAGCCGGAGACGGCUAAAAGGACCAGAUCGUUCAGCAAGAGAUCCUCCAACACAUUCGGAUAA